This is a messenger RNA of Staurois parvus, 379 nucleotides long. The record is from the annotation of a GenBank genome assembly. NCBI's taxonomy places the organism in Eukaryota, Metazoa, Chordata, Amphibia, Anura, Ranidae.
AGUGCCGGUAAUCAGCAUCCCUCAGAGGGGACAUGUACACUGAUCAUCAGUCAGUGCCACCUGUCAGUGUCAAUCAAUGCCAGCUGUCAGUGCUCAUCCAUGCCACCUGCCAGUGCCCAUCAGUGCCACAUCAAUGCCACAUUUCAGUGCCUACCAGUGUACAUCAAUGCCACAUAUCAGUGCCCAUCUGAGCUGCCUUUCAGUGUCACCCAUCAGUGCCAGUCAGUGCCAUGUAUUAUUGCCAGUCAGUGCCACCUAUCAGUGCUGCCAGUCAGUGCCGCCUAUCAGUUCAGAGUCAGUGUAUCAGUGCCGCCUAUCAGUGCCCGUCAGUGCUGUCUAUCAGUGCCAACUAACAGUGCCAGUCAAUGCCACCUAACAG